AUGAAUACUGUAGACCAGUACGAGUCUGGCAUGGAUACCUCUACCAUAGUACCGCAUGAGCCCUCCUCAUCUGUUGCGAACGAGUCGAUGCCUGAACAUCAUGAAUCUGAGAGCCUCGUGGCCCGUUCGCCACAGCUGACGGCGGCUCAUGCUAAUCUUGGUGCCGGUGCCGCGAUCGUGACCGAACACGUUGUGUUCCCCACGAAUGCUUCUCCCGCUACACAACCGUCACCAGUUGUUGUCAACUACCACGACCAACCUGGCGUUGCCGUUCCCCUUUCGUCUGCUGAAAGGUACAACAUCGACGUCGCCCCAGAAAGGCAGGCGAGGUGGAAUACACACUGCAGACAGCACAAAUGGAAGGUCGGAAGAAAGGCGGGUGACCCCGCUCAACAUCACUUCUCUCGCGGGACCGAGGUUCUCCCCGAAGAGGCGGUCAAGAAGUGGGUGAAGCCCAUGUUGACAGCGCUGGAACUAGCCACGCUCCCUUGCAAGCUUGAGAAUGAUAGCUGCGGGGAGCAGUCAAGGAACUACGCGAUCAAGAGGCUCCUCGCCUUCAUCCGCGAGCGGUCCGACGCGCUCGGUAUCGACGUCGUCGGAUCUGCGAGACUCCAGCGUCAGCCUUUGCAGGGGCCACUCAGACUCCGCCACUACAGUCCGCCGUUGAGGACCUUUCGCACUUCUAAAGACCCUACGAGCGGCAUCAUAUUGAACAACGAAGUGCUGCCGGCCACGAUUACCACGGUUUCGCUAGAUGAAGCGACGUGGAUGUACUCGAUGCCGCGAACCCAACUGCAGGCCUUGCACGCCUGGUACCCAGACUUGGAUCUCAUAACCGUCGCUAUUCUCGCACUCGAGUACCAUGGCGGUUUCCAUAAUCAUAACAACAAGAUUGUACAACGUCGUCUCCGAACGAUAGAGAAGAUCCUACAUUCCGGCAUUGACGAGGAGGGUGUUCAUUACCUCGGAAUAGCGUCCAGGCAGUUCUGCGAACGUGUCUUUGGUGCCUUCCUUGAUGGGCGGGUACAGCCGGACAAAAACUGGGUCAAUAACAGCCACCGCCACCUGUACGUGAAGCAGUAUCUGCCCGUCGGUUGUGUGGUUGUGCGGGACAAUGCGAACAAUCUGGUCAUCGAGCGCUGGUUCCAUGGCUCACCUCGUUACCCACUCGAUGCAGUGCGAGAUCUCAGCCCAUUUACUCUGUGA
Molecule: messenger RNA, 1206 nt
Organism: Peniophora sp. CBMAI 1063
Lineage: Eukaryota; Fungi; Basidiomycota; Agaricomycetes; Russulales; Peniophoraceae
Source: the annotation of a GenBank genome assembly